AAAUUGGCAAACACAUUCUAGUAAGCUAUCCUCAUAACAGGCAGAACGACGGGGCAAGCACCACCGAGUCCUGCUUCUUCUACACAGAUAACCAUGGGACACAUAAUAUCUGUGUUUGUCAGGGAGCUGCCUAUUACAUUAAUAUUUGGUGGGAUUUUUCUACCUGUUGCUUUGCUGCUGCUUUGCCUCAUUUCAUACCUCAGGAUAAAACUUGAUGAAGUUAAUGAAGAGCUGGCUCAGAUCCGUGACCCAAGAGAUUCUCUGCAGGAUUACUACCUUCACUAUAGGCAGUUAAAGUCAUCCAAGAACCAGCGCCUCAAGAAGACUUCUUAAUCCCAGUUUUACUUCACACACAAGGACAGCAUAUAUAAUGUAAAGCUGCUCACAAAUCACUGGGGAGAAAAGGAGGAUUCUAAAAAUGACUGCAACAAGGGGAUGUAAAAAGGUGUUGCCAAUUAGGAUGUCUUCCUGUAAAACUCUGCUCACUUGAGACUUGAAAGCUGGAGCCGUCUUAAAUGGAUCACAUGGUGAUUUUACCAAGGUUACUGGCGAUGCCUGUGGACCAGGACAUGCUGAAGUCAUUUGAAAUCUGCUUCUCUCCUAGUUAGGCUGCUAGAAAAUUGAACAUGUAUGCAGUUACAUAACAGUAUCUGUAGCUGUAAGCUAGGAACAAAGCAAAGCUAUUAUAAGCUACGGCCUCGGUCUAAGGAUAGCAUCGGGUUUUCUUUAUUUCCAGUAAAGAUUUCUAGUGAUCGUCAUGUACAUUUCCAGCCUUGAUAUUCCUAGUAAAGCAGCCUUAACGGAUUUCAUGACACAAUUGCACUAAUUCUAACAGUAUUAUCAUGGUCACUUCACGAGAGCAUGGAGAAACGGUGAUCGGGCGCACAUUUCUAGGUUGUAAAUGUAGAACACAGAGAAAAUACUGACAGAAUGCAGCCAUGAACUCAA
This is a messenger RNA of Bufo bufo (common toad), 948 nucleotides long. RefSeq names its product small leucine rich protein 1 (gene SMLR1). The coding region runs from base 94 to 333 and encodes 79 amino acids. The transcript is spliced from 2 exons. The record is from RefSeq and is a predicted model, not a curated record. NCBI's taxonomy places the organism in Eukaryota, Metazoa, Chordata, Amphibia, Anura, Bufonidae.